This is a messenger RNA of Coffea arabica (coffee), 1864 nucleotides long. Lineage: Eukaryota; Viridiplantae; Streptophyta; Magnoliopsida; Gentianales; Rubiaceae. The record is from RefSeq and is a predicted model, not a curated record.
UACAUCAUCAGACUAAGCCACCUUUCUUUCUUGUGUUCUUUUGCAAUGUUUCACUACACAGUAAUGUCUAACUCAGCUUCUCUGUCUGAGGAAGCUAGUGUCUCUUCUGUCUCUAAGGUUCAAGAUUUUGGCAGCUUAAAUCCUAUGGUUCAGACCAGUUCAUCUCAUCAGCAGCCUCAGAAGAUCAAGAAGAAGAGAAAUCUCCCUGGAAAUCCGGACCCUGAUGCUGAGGUGAUUGCAUUAUCACCAAAGACACUUCUGGCUACAAAUCGUUUUGUUUGUGAGAUCUGCAACAAGGGAUUUCAGAGAGAUCAGAACCUUCAGCUUCAUAGGAGGGGCCACAACCUUCCCUGGAAACUGAAACAAAGAAACAACAAAGAAAUCAAGAAAAGAGCGUAUGUUUGCCCAGAGCCCACGUGCGUUCAUCACCACCCCUCAAGGGCUCUUGGUGAUCUUACGGGGAUCAAGAAACACUACUGCAGGAAACAUGGGGAGAAGAAAUGGAAGUGUGAGAAGUGCUCAAAGAUAUAUGCAGUUCAAUCAGAUUGGAAAGCUCACACAAAAACCUGCGGAACUAGAGAAUAUAGAUGUGAUUGUGGUACCCUUUUUUCCAGGAAGGAUAGCUUCAUCACCCACAGAGCAUUCUGCGAUGCUUUGGCUCAGGAAAGUGCAAGACUCUCAGCAAACUCAGUACUCGCCUCAACAGCAGCAGCCACCGCCAACCCACAGCUCUUCCGUCUAAAUUUCCAUCAGACCACCACCACCCCAUCAUCCCUCUUCCCAUUCCCGCCAACCCAACAUGAUCAACAGCAGCCCCACUUCCCAAACCCUCCUACUCCUACUCCAACUGAUCAUCACAUUUCCCUUAACCACCCUUGGGUCGAUUCUUGUCAAAACCCUAAACCUACCCAAUACCCAAACCAACCACAACUUCUUCACGAUAUCAAGCCUGAAACCCUCCACCUUCCCAUUUCUUCGCAGUUUUUAUAUCAAGAACCACCGCCACCAACCCACAAGAGGAUCAAUAUCCCGUCAUUAAUACCUGUCCAAACCCAGCUCAAUGACACUGCCGGCGUUCAUCAUCUCUCCGCCACCGCUCUCCUUCAAAAGGCGGCCACCCUGGGUGCACAUUCUGUUGGUCACGUCAACUCUGCUAUGACUCAGCUCGACAUGAGCACCAUUGGUCACGUCACCAAUGGAAUCCCGCCUGAGUACUCGGGCUUCACCACCUCCGCAAAUCUUGCUGCGUGGCAAAAAAGUGACCGUCUCACCAGGGAUUUUCUUGGCUUGACCGGUGAUCACCAGUCAUGUGGCGGCGGCGGCGGUUCUGUCAACGGGAAUGGAAAUGCGAAUAUUGACGUUAAUGUUAACGUGAAUAUGAGAGGUGUGCUAUCAUUCACCGGGAGCGUGGAGUUCCCGGCCACUUAUGAGCGUGACCUUUCACUGCUGAAGCACCAGAGCUUUGGUUUUGCUGAGCCUGCAGCCUCGGAAGCUUGGAGAAAUUGUUCAAGAGUUUGAUGCAGGUCUCGACAGAUUAUGGCGAUGUGCUUUGCAAUCAACAAGUGAAAAAUUAUUGCUUUAUGCAUUUAUUUUCCCUUUUUUUUGUUCUUUUGGGUCUUGGCCUUGGCGGAAAAUGCUUAUAUAUUUGUUCCUAGGUUUAUUCUGACAUUUUGCUUAUGAGGUCAUGACUUCUUCUUGUUCUUAUGUUAAACCUUCCGGGUCUUUUAUCCUACGUCAACCUUAGAAUUUUAUAGCUGUUGGUUUUUAUUUAUUUUAGUCUCUCUUUUAAAGCAGUUGUAUGCACUAAUAUAUGCACUAUUAUCAUCGUUCGAUACGUGAUAACUUAUCUAAAUUAUAAUCUGAA